Molecule: messenger RNA, 1413 nt
Organism: Cryptococcus amylolentus CBS 6039
Lineage: Eukaryota; Fungi; Basidiomycota; Tremellomycetes; Tremellales; Cryptococcaceae
Exons: 1
Coding region: 1-1413 (470 amino acids)
Source: RefSeq, a predicted model, not a curated record
AUGUCUACCAACAAUCAAGAGCCUCCUGCCCUCAGGACACGACGACGAGGUGCCCUACCUACUCCAUCCCAGGAGGAAGAAGAUGUUCCCGGUCCAAUUGAUGGUCCCGGUGGCGCUUCUACUGGUGAUGCUCCUCAGUCGUCUGGGCCAGGCGGAAACGGGCAGACAUCUGUCUUACCUACCGACAUUCCUCUUCCUCCUCCAUCCCCCAUGCUGGAACCUUCUAUUAAUGAAGAAGGCAACCAGAACCCCAACACUAUCAACGCCCAAACCCCUGACCCAAACAACGACGAUGAGAACUACAACGAGCCUUCAGGCUCUGACCUUCCAUCCGAUAAUGGGCAGCUGAACAACGCUGCGGGUGACAACGGGCCUACUUCGACAACUCCUGCCCCGCCUCUUCUCCCUCCUGCGGCAACUACUGCGGAGCUGAUUCAGCUUCGUACCCUCGAAGUUCUCGAGCGUCUCGCUGCUACUACUGCUCGUGCCUCCACCACCCCCCCUGCCCCUACGACAUAUUCUCCAAGCCCCUCACGAGUUCUCGAACCAGAGACCAUCACUCGAGACCGAGUCAAAGUAGCCAAUGCGCCCGAACCUUUCAGUGGGAAUCGCUCAAAGCUUGAGUAUUUCAUCGCCAAUAACCGUAUCUAUUUCGAUACAUAUCCGAACUCUUUUAUCUCGGAUAAAGAGAAGAUCACCUAUAUGCUCACGAACAUCCGUGGUCCUGUGUGGGCAUCCUUACAGCCUUACGUCAACCAGGAGCCACGGCCGUUCAUCCUCCAAGAUUUAUCGGCAUUCAUCUCCCAUCUUCGCCGACACUGGGGCACAUCCGACGAGAAGGGCAAUGCCAAACGUAGCCUACGAAUGUUACGUCAGACCGGUACAGCAGACUCCUUCUUUGUCGAGUUCCAACGUCUCACUUCUAUUCUUGGUUGGGACUCCGACAGCGAGGCACUCAUCGACCAGGCUGUCGAAAAGAUGUCUGAAGAACUUCAGGAUGAGCUUGCUCGAGCCCAUUUCGAGCCUACCACAUUCAGCGAGCUUAUGGACUGGGCUACUACCCUCGACAACCGCCUCCGGGCUAGAGCUGCAGACAAAGGCAGUUCUGUUCAUAAGGUGAAGGGAGAAUCCUCCUCUUCCUACUCUGCCUCCAGAAGCAAUCGCCCUGUUAAACCCUCUGCUGAGUACGGUAAUCAAUCCGCUCGCACCAACGCUACUCCUUCUGCCGCAUCUGGCUCUCAAAGCUCCCAACCUCGCGAGCCUCUUUCUGCGGAUGAGAAAGCUCGCCGCCUCAAAGAAGGGCUGUGCGCUUACUGCGGUCUUCCUGACCAUCAAGUUGCCAACUGUGGCUUGCUUCGAAUCAAGAACGAGCGUCUGGCAGCAGCGGGAAAAAUUCCUGGCCGUCAGGCUUAG